Messenger RNA from Rubroshorea leprosula, 703 nucleotides. The record is from the annotation of a GenBank genome assembly. Lineage: Eukaryota; Viridiplantae; Streptophyta; Magnoliopsida; Malvales; Dipterocarpaceae.
GUUGUCAGGUUAGAGUAAGGAUUGGAAGAGUAGUUGGCUGUGUAAUAUUCUUAACACAUGAUUGGAAGCAAUGGAUUUGAGGUAGCCUGCCCUGAAUGGCCAUUUUCAAAGGACAACUCUCCCAUUUUCUCACCACUCUUCCCAUCAUACAAUAUUCCAUUGUUAUCUGACCAUCCCACACUUACGAAUUUGCUCCCAUCAGGGGAGAAUCUGUUGCAAUUUACAAAAUUUGAAGGUACUCUGCAAUCCAAUACUAAAAAGAAGAAAAUUUAUACUGUUCUCCGUAAAAUUCAUUAUGGGUUCCCCAGAUGCGGACAGUGUAGGAGACGUCAGCAGAGGCAAAAUCCACUCGCCAUUGGGAAAGUAUCAGACGACGGUAGCAAGGUAACCGUGCUCCCCGUAGAAGGAGACGUGGAGGGGCUUGUCUUGUCAACGUACCGGAUCAAAACGGAUCUCCCAUUGCAGUAGAGAAUGGAGUUGGUUUUACAUGGUGUUUGGAUUGAGGUAUUUGGAGCGAAAAGGGAGGAGGGUGUAUUAAGGAUAGAAAAUCACCAUCAUGAAAUUCUAGAUUCUCUAGAUUAAUAUUACAAUUGUAAAUAUAUUAUACAAAUAUUGUUUUCUAAUUAGAUUAGAUUUAGUCUCUGUAAUUCUAUAUAUAUUGUACCGCACUGUUCUUGGAAAUCAAUGAAGAAGUCUUUCUAAG